Messenger RNA from Funneliformis geosporum, 483 nucleotides. Lineage: Eukaryota; Fungi; Glomeromycota; Glomeromycetes; Glomerales; Glomeraceae. The record is from the annotation of a GenBank genome assembly.
AUGUCUAAAUUCACAAAAUUAUCCAUCUGCGCCAUUGUCGCCCUCUUCAUUAUUGUCACCAUUUCAUCCACGGCUUUUGCUGGAGAUGCACAACUUGUAGCUCGUCAAGAUGACCCAGCACCAUCCGAAACACCAGAUGCGUCAAUAAAAGUGACAAGCAAGGACGACGGUGCAGCACCAGAAAUUACACCAGACGCGACAGCAGAUGCGGCACCAGCUGAAGGCAAAACUCCUGCCGCAGUAGCAACUCCAGUCCCAUCCGGAACCGGACCUGGUUACGCAUCAAAAAUUGCUAGUGCCAUUAACUCUGUAACAGCCGGUGCAUCCAUGAUUCCACCACAACCAUCAUCUGCACCAAAAUACACUUCCGGCUCCGGCUCUGACGCUAAAACUGCUCCUGCAUCAAAGAGUGCCGCCAACAAGAUCGAAAGUGGUUUAAUCAGUGUUGCUGCAAUUGCUGCCGUUGGUUUAUUCUACUUGUAA